Molecule: messenger RNA, 270 nt
Organism: Acanthoscelides obtectus
Lineage: Eukaryota; Metazoa; Arthropoda; Insecta; Coleoptera; Chrysomelidae
Source: the annotation of a GenBank genome assembly
AUGGCGGCCACAUCAGUGGCGACCGAACAAAAGGCCUCCAAAGUCCUUGGCUUGGUCUUCUUUACGUUCGUCCUUUGCUGGUCGCCUUUCUUCAUCCUGAAUAUCCUGUUCGCAGCAUGUCCAGACUGCGAUGUACCCAAAAACGUCGUAGUCACCUGUUUGUGGUUGGGAUACGUCUCUUCCACUAUCAACCCGAUUAUCUAUACGGUGUUUAACAGGACCUUUCGAGCAGCUUUCAUCAGGCUGCUGCUUUGCAAGUGUCGGAGGUAA